Molecule: messenger RNA, 1370 nt
Organism: Neolamprologus brichardi
Lineage: Eukaryota; Metazoa; Chordata; Actinopteri; Cichliformes; Cichlidae
Gene: sgk2a
Product: serum/glucocorticoid regulated kinase 2a
Biological process (GO): protein phosphorylation
Molecular function (GO): ATP binding; protein serine/threonine kinase activity
Source: RefSeq, a predicted model, not a curated record
CUGAGAUCAGCCUCAAGCUGCCACUGUGACUGCGCUCUGUUUGGAGUCCUGUCAGUGUGAAGCGCGCAGAGCACGGAUCACCUCAUCCUUCACACAGCAUCCUCUUCAGUACAAACCAGAACUACCAGCUCCUCUUGAUCCUCAGGCUGUCGUCACAUGAGCAGGUCUGUCAAACACUGAUGGGAGUGGAGUAUAGUAACCAUGGCACACUGUAAUCUGCGGACACCACCUUCCUCUCCUCAAGAUGAUGUUAACCUGGGACCUUCAGCAAACCCAAAUGCCAGGCCCACUGACUUUGACUUCUUGGCUGUCAUUGGCAAAGGGACCUUUGGAAAGGUCCUGCUUGCCAAGCAUAAAGCCGACAGCAAAUUCUACGCUGUCAAAGUCCUGCAGAAGAAAGUCAUCCUGAAGAAAAAAGAGCAAAAGAACAUCAUGGCAGAGAGAAACGUGCUGCUGAAGAGCCUCAAACACCCAUUUCUGGUUCGGCUUCACUACUCGUUUCAGACUGUAGAGAAGCUCUACUUUGUCCUGGACUAUGUAAAUGGCGGAGAGUUGUUCUUCCACUUGCAGAGAGAGCGGUGUUUCUCAGAACCCAGAGCGAGAUUCUACACGGCUGAGGUAGCAAGCGCCAUCGGCUACCUUCACUCUCUCAACAUUGUUUACAGAGAUCUGAAGCCAGAAAAUAUACUUUUAGACUGUCAGGGCCAUGUGGUGCUGACAGAUUUUGGGCUGUGCAAGGAGGGUGUGGAGCCGGAGGCAACCACCUCGACUUUCUGUGGCACUCCAGAAUAUUUGGCGCCAGAGAUUCUUCGUAAGGAACCGUAUGACAGGACAGUGGACUGGUGGUGUCUGGGAGCCGUGCUGUAUGAGAUGCUCUUCAGCCUGCCUCCUUUCUACAGCCGUGAUAUUGGUGAAAUGUACGAUGGGAUCCUUCACAAGCCGCUGAUGCUGCCUCCGGGAAAGUCUGAGGCCGCCUGCUCUCUGCUGGUGGGUCUUCUCCAGAAAGACCAGCACAGACGCCUGGGAGCCAUCGCAGACUUUUUAGAAAUAAAGAACCACACCUUUUUCACUCCGAUCAACUGGGAUGACCUUUACCACAAGAGAAUCACCCCUCCUUACAACCCUAAUGUGAGGGGCCCAGCUGACACUCAACAUAUUGAUCCUGAGUUCACCAGAGAAAUGGUUCCUAACUCAGUGAGUCAGACCCCAGACUUCAAUCCCAGCACCAGCUCCAGCAACGCCUUUACUGGGUUCUCCUUUGUCGGCACCGAGGACAGCUUUCUGUGACAUCCGGACAGAUGAAUCGCAGCUAACUGUUUAAAUGAUUUUUUAGCGCAGAAAUCUUGUUCAUUAUUUUUAAAAGUUUUCUC